Molecule: messenger RNA, 397 nt
Organism: Uloborus diversus
Lineage: Eukaryota; Metazoa; Arthropoda; Arachnida; Araneae; Uloboridae
Product: U9-ctenitoxin-Pr1a-like
Exons: 5
Coding region: 37-285 (82 amino acids)
Source: RefSeq, a predicted model, not a curated record
CUUUCGAUAUAUUCUUUUCAAAGAUCUCGGCAAAAAAUGAAGGUGACAAUCGCAUUGAUUUUGUUGACGUUUGUGAUCUACGUGAGCGGCGGUCAGCCAUGUGGAUCUACGGAAUGCAGUGAUAACUAUUGCUGCAGUGGAGGAUCUUUCAGUCGACAUUGCCGCCCAUUAGCAGACGAAGGUAUGCCAUGUGAGCCGCCAAACAGAUUAAACGACUACAGAACAUCAUGUCCUUGCAAGGAAGGCAUGUUUUGCAGCGCAAUUGCAAGAUGCCAGAAAGAAUAAGCAUCAAUGAAAUACAGCUACUUCGAGAAUCUUGGAUAUUGAACGACAGCUACACGUUCCAUGAGCAGAUUCAAUAGUAAAAUUAAAAAAAAAAAAAAAUUAUUAAUAAAAC